AUGUGGCUUACAGUCAAUAAGAUAGAGUACUACGAACAUCAAGGUACACACAUAGACGCCCCGAUUCAUUUCGGUAAUGGUCGGCAGUCACUUGAAGAGAUUCCGCCUGAAAGGCUUAUUGGUCCUGGAGUAGUAAUAGACAUUCGCAACAAGGUCAAGAAUAACUCUGUUUAUGUUGUAACUGUACAAGAUAUUCUAGAUCAUGAAGAUGAAUACGAAAGAGUACCACCUAAUGCUAUAGUGUCAUUUAACUCCGGCUGGGCACAAAAGUAUCCAAAUGCAAAUCUGAUAUUUGGGACGGAAAAUACCUCCGAUCCUACCACAUUCCACUUUCCAGGUUGGAGUCCGGAAGCAUGUGAAAUGUUACUUCAGAAACGUUAA
Molecule: messenger RNA, 381 nt
Organism: Mercenaria mercenaria
Lineage: Eukaryota; Metazoa; Mollusca; Bivalvia; Venerida; Veneridae
Product: isatin hydrolase-like
Exons: 3
Coding region: 1-381 (126 amino acids)
Molecular function (GO): arylformamidase activity
Source: RefSeq, a predicted model, not a curated record